UUCAUUCUUCUUCUAUUUUCAUCAUUUAAUUGUUAUUAUUUUUUGUGAACCCACAAAUUACUCGAUGUACAUUAACAUUGUGCACGUAUACCGUUUAAUUUAUCAUAAACAUUGCAUUUGAAACGAGAGAACAUUUCUAAUGCAUUGUACCGAAUGUAAAAAUAUACUUGAUACAUGCAAUUGAAACAUUUUUAUUCGUAAAAAAUUAAAUAACAUUUGACGGUAAGGUUGGGUCGGACUAACGUCCUUUAAAAGCUAUAUAGCUCGCGUCGCGUGUAUGUUAACGUCACAACAGUCACAACAUAUAGAUGGCUCGGCGACGAGCCGGGGACGAGAAGAGACGGCACACGCGUGCACACACUGCAGCGUUCCAUCGUCGCUCUCACUCUCACCAGAGAUGAGUAGCUCUGCUCUCACUCUUCAAGACCCACCUAAUCCUCUCCUCCGCAAGUCGCACAAGCCGAGUGUAAGUAAUAAUAGUUAAAAGGAAAAGGAAAAAAAAAAAAGAAACAAACAGCGCAAGCAAGUGCAAUCCGUCCUAGUGAACACGCGACAAUGGAGCUGUCGCUCGUCGUCCUCGGUAAGGUUCUGCGAAAACCACUUCUCGACGCCGGCAAGAGUAUCUAUGGCGUUCAAGUUGCCAGUUACAUCAGGUUGGCAGAGGUGGGCAAAUUGGAAGCACCGAAAUUGCAGGGCAACUACGAGGCUGGACAGCUUAUUUUGCACAGAGUUUUUGGCUAUCGAGGGGUUGUACUUUUUCCAUGGCUUGCCAGGGUCUUUGACAGAAAUUUGCCUGUAAAACAGGAAGGAACCGAAACUGGUACUUAUGGAACUGGCAAAGAAGUAAAAGCAAAAACGCACACCUUUUAUCAAGUUCUAAUCGAUCAGAGGGACUGUCCUUAUAUCAGAGCCCAAAAUGAAUCAGUCACAUUUCUUGGAAAUCACGAAAGCAGUAGAAGUCUCUAUGCCAUACCAGGACUCGAUUAUGUAGCCCACGAAGAUAUAAUACCUUACACAACUAAUGAGAAGCCUGCUCUGCAGCACGAGCUUUUUGACAAAUUCUUAUCCUAUCAUUCUGAUAAAGAUCCUCCAUUCGUUCCUCAACAAACAUUAAAAGCAUGGCAAAAAAAGAAUCAUCCCUGGCUGGAAUUGUCUGAUGUCCAUAAAGAGACCACUGAAAAUAUAAGAGUCACUGUUAUACCAUUUUAUAUGGGUUGCAGAGUUAGUCAAACUACAUCAGUAUAUUGGUGGCGUUACUGCAUAAGGCUUGAAAAUAUGGGUGAUUUAAGUGUACAAUUAAGAGAGAGGCAUUGGAGGAUAUUUAGUUUAUCUGGCACAUUAGAAACAGUGCGGGGGAGAGGAGUAGUUGGUCAGGAACCAGUCUUAUCGAGAAGCUUACCCGCUUUUCAGUAUAGUAGUCAUGUUAGUUUGCAAGCCCCUAGUGGACAUAUGUGGGGAACCUUUAGGAUGGAAAGGGAAGAUGGCUAUGCCUUUGAUUGUAGAAUCCCACCGUUUUCCUUAGAGUCAAAAGCUGAUGAAUCUACCUCACCUAAUGCUAAUACUUGAGACAACAAAUGAAAUUGUAAUGAGAGUAAUACUAAAUAAGUAUAAAAUUGCAGUGAAACAAAACGUGUCUCGGUUUAAUAAAUUGAGCGCUAUAACUACAACAAACAUAAAUUUGUACAUAUAUUAUCUUCUUAGGACGCGAUAUUAUUAGCUCAUACAUUAUAUUAGUACUUUGUAAGUUUUUAGUGUAAGUUUAAGAAAGUGAAAAGUAAAUGCUAAGUUCAUUAUAUUUUACAAGAAAAUGUUUACUACAGAGUUCAAUUAAUAGUAAAAUAUAAUGAAUGUUCAUUUUAUAAAUGCUUUAAGUACUAAGAGACUCAUCUGAUCAUCUUUUAUAAAU
This is a messenger RNA of Copidosoma floridanum, 1906 nucleotides long. It is a transcript of the gene POLDIP2, whose product is annotated as DNA polymerase delta interacting protein 2. The record is from RefSeq and is a predicted model, not a curated record. Gene Ontology annotation, cellular component: nucleus; mitochondrial nucleoid. Gene Ontology annotation, molecular function: DNA binding. Gene Ontology annotation, biological process: error-free translesion synthesis. NCBI's taxonomy places the organism in Eukaryota, Metazoa, Arthropoda, Insecta, Hymenoptera, Encyrtidae.